Megachile rotundata (alfalfa leafcutting bee) is the source of this 7617-nucleotide messenger RNA. RefSeq lists its product as uncharacterized. NCBI's taxonomy places the organism in Eukaryota, Metazoa, Arthropoda, Insecta, Hymenoptera, Megachilidae. The record is from RefSeq and is a predicted model, not a curated record.
AGUUCGGCGCGCAGCCGGUUCGCGUCUGUGUGUUCCGCGCGCGACUUCCGCCUGAUCAACGCUCGUUUCUUCGUCGCAACUCGCAUCGGUUCGUCGUUGACUCGGAGUGUUUUUCGCGUUGACUUGCCGUAAACGUGGUCAGAUAAAACAAAGAAGAAACGAUAAUAGUCUGUUGUAUCUCAUUAAUCGUAGACACUUCGAGAAAUUUAUCGAUAGUAUUCGAUAAAGCGACGCUACGAACGGGGCUCGAGUUAAUUGUUUUCCGUUCACGUGGUAGAGAAAUUUUUUGCGGGUGAUUAGAGGAUAAUAACGGUGUAUAAGAGGGAACAGCGUGGAGGAUCAUGGUGUGACUCGAGUGAUUAAACAGAUCUUUCGGAAAGAUCGACAAGGUUGACCAGUGGUUGUGUGGUGAUUGGUUUUGGUGGUGGUGCUUGAUACGCUCCUGGGAGUCGGAAGCUCGUUGGCACUUGGGCCUCGUUUUCGUCGGUUUACUCAUGCUGGGAGUUUUGAAGCGGCGUUGGAAGCCAUCGAAAAGGGCUUCCAGCGUCCGCGGACCUGAUUCGCCCCUCAGCUCGGAACUGACGCUCGACAAGCCUCGCCCCAUACCAUCACCCAGACAAAUUCAUCCCCUUUACGGCGAGAAAGCUGGCCUUCUGGGGUACUGCGACCCCGUCGGUAACGUAGAAAAUUUUCCACCAGCCCCUAAUAUCGUCGUCGAGGGUGGCAGAAUCGAGUUUGUGCGCCCCUCGCAGGAUGGCACCACAACACCCCGAAGGAACACCAUGUCCCGAGGCUCGCAGACCUUCAGCGACGAGUCCGAGAAGUCUGAUCCUGCGAAGGAGAGUUUGGAGGAGCGAGUGCAAGAGUUGGAGCAAGCGUUGCAGGCAGAACGCUUCGCUGCACAACGAGAUCGAGCGACGAUCACGAAACUGCAACGACAGAUCAACAAGAGAGAGGCCACGCAGCGAGAUGUGGAACGUGAACGACGACAACGAAUGGAGGCCGAAGCUCGUGUACGCGAGGUUACGGCAGAAGCUGAAAGAGCACGCUCCAGGGUUCAUCAUCUUCAAAGAGAACUGGCCAGGAUGGAGGAGACGUCACGGGGGUUGCUGCAGCACAAGCACAGGGCUGAACAGCUGAAGCAAGAGAAAACCGCGCUCACGCUUUCUUACGAGGCACGCGUACACCAGUAUCAAGCACAAAUCUCGAAGCUGCAACUAGAGAACGAGUCAAUGAGGGGUCAGCUGCGUGGUUUGGAAGCUGCAUGCGCUGGCGAAGUGCAUGCUGCACUUGUGGCACGUCUGGCGACCUUGGAAACAGAACACGCCGCCUUGGCGCGCGACGCCGACGCUCAGCGUCGCCAGUACGAGCGGUGCCUGGACGACGUCGCCAACCAGGUGGUCCGCGCCCUUCUAUCCCAAAAGGGUCUCAGGGAAGAAAUCGGUGCAUUGCAGAGGCGUAUUCGGGAGCUCGAGGCUCAAAAUCGGGCGCUUUCAGGAUUAUUGGCACAGGCAGCGAGUCCUGGAAGUCCGACAGAGUUGAUUCAAGGGAUCCUAGAAGCUGGACCAGCAGCAGUGGUCGCUGCACUUGGUCUGGAUCCAGCUUGGGUUCCUUUAUCGAGGCCCCGUUCGCUUAAUCUACAAAUACCAGUGAUGGCCGCUACCAAGUGUAGACGAAACAGACCUUUGGCUCAGAAACCAUCGGAAGAGGAAGGUAGCGAGAGUCCAGAGAGCGGCAACAGGGAUGAGGGUUACUCGACGAUGUCCAGCGACGUCCAAGGAGAGGGUGCUAGACAGGAGCCAUCCCGAGGGUUGGAGGAUCUCAAAGAAGCGACCGACGAGACGGAGGCGGAUGUUUCUCCGGAUGCACGAUUGGUCGCCCUUGACGCCGGCGAUCCUGACGUUCUAUUUUUGCCGUUGAAUCUCACCGUAGGAAUAAAUCCACGUCACAGCUAUCCACCGACCAAAGAUUUGCUGCCGUAUCAACACGUGAUGCGUAGCUUCUCUGACAGUCACCUAUGUCUCAAGUUGACCACAACGACCAAUUUUACACCGUACAAACUGCCGAGCCCCAUUGGAUCCUCCUCUUUGCUACUCGUUGAAGAGGAGGGUUGGGACGCUGAAUACGUACAACAAUGGCUCAGGUUGGACGACAGCAGAAGUGCUCAACAACAUCGAGAUCUCCUCGAGUUGGAAUACGACAGAGCAGAACUGGAAGAUUGGAGUUUCUCGUUGUCCACCGAGGACCUUGUUCAAAAUGAAUCCACGGCAUGGAAGGAACCUGCUACCGCCACGACCACCCCGGCUCUCCCGGCAAUCAAGGAACAUAAUCCUCUAGAAUUGGAGGAGGACGCGAACGAAUGCUUAUGGAAUGGUGCCAGUUACCUAGCUGAUAGAACCGGAGGCGAAUUGGUUGCCUUAUUAAUGGAUGCUAGAGCAACAGGAUCGUGGCCGUACGCGACAAGUCCAGGCGCCUCCUGGAGCAGCGAAGAAGGAGGCCAAGAGAAUUCGAGCAAACGAUCAUCGGCAGCUUUGUCUGGCUGCAGCGACGAUCCAGAUUCUCCAUCCGUCGGAACCGACUUUACCAGAGACUUCUACAGACUGGUAAAGUUCGAGAGUACAAAAAGCUUGGCCAGUACGUCAUCCAGGAGCGGAAGACCUCCUCCAGACAGGGAGCAAGCUCUCCAAAGCGUAUUGUCAUUCAUCGCUGAACAACAAAUGUACCUUGCCGAACUGCCGAAUAAUCUUCUGGAACACAACCCGGCCCACACAACGGAAGUUGUAGAGGAAACUGAAAACAAAGACGAGCGUGGAACCGAGGCGAUGUGCACCGAAAUAGAAACAUCCGUCGAUCAAGAUAACAGCAACACGGAGAACGUUGUUGAAACGAGCAGUAACGACGAUCUGCUGGAUCAGAUACCUGUGCCGUCUUUAGCGCCAGAAGAGAGAAUAAUCAGCGCAGUGGCGUGUAACGGUGGUGUGUCCUACACCACGGUAGCACCCUCGGAAUUGGGCGCCGUUCCUGAGGAAGACGAGGAAGCCGCCACUUCUUCUACACCGAGCACGGUUGUGAGUCCAGCAAGAGCGCCCCUGUUAGUCGAAGGCAGAGAUCGAUCGUUGAGUUUCCAUGAGCGUGCGACAUCGAAAGAUGUGAUAGACGAACUGAAUCGAAUGAUCAGGAAGGGUGAAGAAAACACAGUCAGCCACGAAACCCAGGUGCCGCUAGAGAAAUUGGAUCUCGCUUGCUGCUGUCCAACAGGAUGGGUUCACGUUGAACGAGACAUUGACUUUACCGACCCAAAAGCAAGAGCCAAUCUUUUAGACGUGAUGUUAGAAAGCAGCGAAAGUUCUUCGGCGACAUCGAGCAGCGGAUCAGCAGGAAGUGACUCUGGGGAUGAACCACCGGAUUACCGUCACUUGCACAGACUCCACCGAUACCGACGACAAAAGAAAGCAUCGGCGGCCCAGGCACAUCGUGUGCUGAGACUGCCGUCAACGUGGGGUUCAUCGAGGCCGUCGAUCAUCGGACGUGGUGAAGAUUUCUUCGUGCGAUACGGAGACAAGGAACGAGAAGCUGUGGCCUCUUUCGACUUCCUUGACGAGAUCGUGGCGCCUUCAUCGACAGGUUCCAACGCCAGUCUCAUCGAUCUGGACGACACGCCAUCUGCUGAGCUCCGCGGCGACAUCAUGAAGCUAUCUCCGCUCUAGGACGAGGUUCGAUCCAGGAGUCUAUCGUGAAACUACUGUCGAUAACUCGCUGAUACCGGACUGUUCAUCGAACGAACCUUGUAUAUAUGCUUUGCUGCUGUUCAGGAUUUCUGUUACAUUGACUGUUUCGUUUUAACCCUCGUGCACCGUUUAAUUGACCCGACAUGAGAACUUGAUGUCUAUGUGAGACAUCAUUGAUGUCUGUGAAGCUGAGUCUCAUCAAUUUUUGAAAAGCUAAUCACACAUUGACUAUCGAAUUCUCUAUUCGCAUUAUAUUUGCAUAUGUAUAGGCUAGUUAAAGAUUUUGCAAUUCUGUGUCAAAUAGAUAACCCGUGCGAGAAUAAAUUUGCUUUCGCAAAUCCCGUUAAUCGUGAUAAUAAAGUUCAUGAGUGUCACUAGUUUGAUUAGUACACAACUAGCGUUGGCUAUAAGUAGCUACCGUAACAAGAGAAGAUAAAUUCAGAAGUUAAAUUUGAAAAUUGACUAACCAUAUCGUUAAUAAGUAGAGUUUCAAUGUGAUCAGCGUAUGUCCAUUUUUACUGUGGCAGAUAUUUGAGAAAUCCUCGAUGAAAUGUGAGUAAUAAAAAUUUGAACGGUGCACAAGGGUUAGUUGCUGACAACAUACGGAACUAUGAAAAUGAAUUCAUAAAAGGGAAUAAGUUAACGGAGUGUAUACUUGUAAAAAUUAAGUCGAAGUUUGGUUUCUGUUGCAUCGCGCAUGCGUAAUAGGGAAGUACAAAUGCUAUUUUUUGUACGGACGUAUUUUAUGGGUUUAUCAUAAAGGGUCAGUAUAGUUUUAGUGUUAUUGAUAGCAGGAUUUAAUUUAAUAUUUAUUUUUGUUGAAUCCCCUUUGAAGAAGCUUUAAGUUUUUCUGUAGGUUGAAACAUCGAGAAGAUUUUGAACACCUUUAACAGAGUUUACUGUUGCUUGAAAUUGCGAUCUUUUGAUAAAAAAGAAAAAUGUUCCUGCACAUAACAAUUAUGUAAAUUAAUGAAAUAAGCGAAGAAACUUGUGUACGAUAUAUUUGUUUGUCUAUUUAUGCUAAAGGUGGUACAUCUUCUUUCCUUUACGUGCUUGCUGUUUGAAUAUUUCAAUUUGUAAAUAGACUAUCGAACAAUCGUUCAUUAUCCAGUUACGUCUUCAAUACCAUUAGAGUGUUUUUGUUCUCGAUCUUUAGAAAAACCUCGGAGAUGACUAUUCAGACAAAACUGCUGGAUAUUGUUUUGUGCAGAACAGUGAUGGGUAAUUAUUUCCGAACUAGAAUAUUUAGAAAUUUAAAAUUGUUAUUCUAAAUUGUUUAAUUCUUAAAUUCCUAAAUCUAUAAAAUUAAAAAUUUAAUACUUCAAAUUACUAAAUCUGCCCAUCACUGAUCUAAGACAAAGUUAUAAUUAUCGUUUGAGCUUCCUUCGAAAUAUUCAAUGAAUUCUUUCCAAAAAACAAUAAACAAGAAACCACUGAAAGGACUUUGAUUUCCAACAAGAACAUAAAAACUAAUUACUGUACUUGAAACAUACUCUUGCUCACAAAAUGAAGAUAGACUUCUUACUUAGCGUAUGCAUAAUGAAUAUUAAUACUAAAGUAACUCGAUGUAAAAUGUGGUCUAAACACUUAGUGUAUGUAAUAUGUACAAUACAUACAAAAUUACUACGAACGGAAAAUAGGAAAAGAUAAACUGGAACUAUGAUUCGAUUUACAAAAUCGAUACAAAUCUCACGAAAGAUAAUAUAUCCAUUUAACAAUCUUAGUCGAAAUCUUAACGUUCGACGAAUGAUCGCACACAUCAAAUUUCGAGAUAUCGAAUGGACUUUAAGUUUUCCAAUAUUUCGAUAGAAAAAAGACUUACAAGAUCGAUAGAUAAAGAAUUUCUACGAUUUUCAUCCAGAAACUUCUGAUUUCGAUUAGGCGCGCGAUGUCGUGCACAUUCUCCGAAACUGAGCUUAGAACGAAACACUAGAUUAAGAUGAAUCGACGAUUUUUUUUAUGACCAUGAAUUUGUACCAUUUAGCGAACAAUCGUCGAUAAACGUAACGUAUUUCGUGUGAAACACGCAUCACGUACGCUUCGAGGGAGCGUGCGAUUUUUCGUCCCGUCUUCGAUGAAAGAGCGUGCAUGUUACGAACUGUGUAAAAUAGAAAUUGUUUGAACUUGGGAGCGUGUAUAAUUUCACGUGAACGCUCGACGUAUGAGUGGUAGAGACAAAACGAAAGGAACUAUAACGGAAGAAUGAUUAAACGUUGAAUGGAUCUAAACGCCGUACCAAGAAAUAGAUGUUUCGUCGUAUUUGUACGAGGACGCACGUUCGAAGUUUAAACUCGCGUUUGGUCAAAUUACUAGGAGAUAAUAUCAUUAGUUCGUAUAACGUUUAAGAUAACGAGUCGAUAGAAAUCGAAAUAUUUUACACGUAGAUAAUAUAGAUAUAUAUAUUAAACAUGAUGGAUAUUUUCAAUAUUUGAAACGAAGACUGUACGGAUACAAAGUUGUCUGUUCCAUCUGAUUCUAAUCAUUUAUCCUUCGUCCGUUAACCCAUUAAUUCCAGUAAUGUUCUCAAGACAUUUGUAAACGAAAAUAUGUGAAAACGUUUACAGAAUAUUUAUUCUGUAGACUGAAGAUAAGUGUCUGAUCUAGCGAUAUCGCGUGCUUUAUCGCCGACCCUGAUGUCGAGAACGUAGAAAAUUAUUGGAUAAAAGAGGCACUUAAGUUUGUUAAUUUACUCAUUCAAUUUUUAAAUAAAAUAAUUAAACAAUUAAUUACAAAAAUUCAUUGCUAUAUUUGUCAGUGCUAAACAUCCGAUCACGCGAUAUCGCGUUCACAGCCUUCAGUAGCUAAAUAUUGUGGCACACAGCAACAGAGCCGGUUCGUGAUUUGACAACUAACUUAAAUAAAGUAUUUAUUUAUAAUUGAUACUCCGGGUAUUAAUGGGUUAAAACUAAAUAAGAUAUGUAACAUAUUUACUUCUAUUCAAUAAGGAAACGUUUGUUUUAAUCUGAUUGUUUGCUACGAUAAGUUAUCAAUUUGUAUAACUGAACAUUUGAUAACUACAACGAAGUUCCGACGAAAAACAACUUUUAUCCUACAGUCCGGAAAUAAUCAUUUAAAUGAUAGCUCUAAGAUACCUGUAAGUUGCAUUAUAUUGAAAAAUGCGAUUACUGAAGCACUGAUCCUCUCUGACCCAAUCGAAAGGGAAGGAAAAGUAUAAUACUAAAUCCAUCGAUGACCGUGAAUGAUUGGGGCAUUGUAAAUAGAAUGUAUUAUAGCACAACAGAUGUAAGUUAUCCUCUCUUGAACUUAAUAAAUAACGACAAUAUAACGAAUGUAAAGGCGCAUACUCGAUGUUCAAUCUAGAAAACCGUUCCUACAAAGACAUUAAUUAAUACAUAUAUAUACGUACGUAUGGUAUCAAUCCACAUGAUCGUAUUGUCCAUUAAGAUACAAUAAGUAUUUCAAUAAAUAAUUACAAAUAAUUUAAUUAUAUCAAUGUUUCAAUUGCAUGUAAAUAGCUGUGAUAAAUACACAUUCGAUUACUUAAUUAAGAUCUAACUAAUGGGAACAUGAUAUCAUCAAAUUUUAUAUAAAACGGGAAAAAAUAUAGUUAUUAGAUAUACUAUAACGAAAUGUUUCUUCUUCUUCUUUUUUUUUACAGGUCAAUGACACACAGAAAUUUGGGUAAAAUAGAAUUUAUUAAAAUGAAAAUAUAUUAUUCGAUAUUACUCUUUGAAAAGUAAUAGUGAAUAUGUGCUGUACAAAGAAUAGUAUGAAUUAUAUAUUUUAUAAAAGCGUCGUGUAAUACUUAUCAAAAUAUUAUAAAAAUACGUUCCUAUAACAUUCAUCGUAUUAUACAUAAUACAUUGUGAUUGAAAUUUUUAAAUAUUACAAUAGUUUAUAACCCUUUUGAUUUGUCUCGAUUAUAAAU